This is a messenger RNA of Penicillium lagena, 663 nucleotides long. RefSeq names its product DUF899 domain-containing protein. NCBI's taxonomy places the organism in Eukaryota, Fungi, Ascomycota, Eurotiomycetes, Eurotiales, Aspergillaceae. The transcript has 2 exons. The coding region runs from base 1 to 663 and encodes 220 amino acids. The record is from RefSeq and is a predicted model, not a curated record.
AUGGACAACCAGAAACAAGUCGUCAGGCCUGAUCAGUAUCAGGAUGCUCGCGCCCGCCUCCUCCAGCAGGAGAAAGCGGCGACUCAGCUGCUGCAGGAGCUCGCCGUAUCUCGCCGUGAGCUGCCUAUGGUGCGCAUCCAUGCCCCAGAUCGGUUCCAAUUUGAUACGCCUGAUGGAGUGAAGAACCUGCUGGAUCUCUUCGAUGGACGCAAACAGCUAAUCCUCUAUCAUUUCAUGUUGGGACCCCAAGAGAGGCAGGGCUGCGUGGGGUGCUCAUUCUGCAUGGACCAUAUCCCCGACCUCCGACAUCUGUGGAGCAGGGACACUUCUUUCGCCGCCGUGGCUCUCGCCCCCUUGUCUGAAAUCACUGAGUACAAGGAUCGGAUGGGCUGGAAGUUUCCUUUUUAUAGUUCUGCGAAAACGCACCAAACGUGGGCUGAGGCCGAGGCGCAGGGAGAGACUAUCACCUGGAAACCUGGGAACGGCUAUUUUGGACUCUGUUCGUUCUUACGGGAAGGCGACGAGGUAUUUCACACCUACGACACCUCAUCUCGAGGCGUGGAGAUCAUCCUGUCCACGUAUCACCUGCUGGAUAUGACUCCGAUUGGUCGGCAGGAAGUGGGAAACGGAAUGAACAACUUCCGCCGUCACGAUGAAUACUAA